Mya arenaria is the source of this 2715-nucleotide messenger RNA. RefSeq names its product PRELI domain-containing protein 1, mitochondrial-like. Gene Ontology annotation, cellular component: mitochondrial intermembrane space. Bases 147 to 803 code for a protein of 218 amino acids. The transcript has 4 exons. Lineage: Eukaryota; Metazoa; Mollusca; Bivalvia; Myida; Myidae. The record is from RefSeq and is a predicted model, not a curated record. Gene Ontology annotation, molecular function: phosphatidic acid transfer activity. Gene Ontology annotation, biological process: phospholipid transport.
ACGACUCCCGAAAAUGGCCGACAUUUAAGAUUGAGCAAAAUGUCUCAGUAUUUUACCGUUUAGUUUUGCCUUAAAUAAGAAAGACAGUCAAAUUAAACCAUGUAUAUGACUACAUAAACAUCUUUUUAAAACUUAACAGACUUGACAUGAAGUUCUUCACGUUAGACACAGUGUUCCAGUUUUCAUGGGGCCAGGUGGUGACAGCUUUCUGGCAGCGCUAUCCCAACCCUAACAGCAAGCAUGUACUUUCGGAAGAUGUGAUUGAGCGCUGGCUUUGUGGAGACAAACUGUUUACAAAGAGGCUUAUCCAGAAAAAAGGGAGCAUCCCUAAGUGGGGGGAGAGGAUCAUCACGGGUUGCAGUCACGCCUACGUGGUGGAAGAGUCCAUGCUUGAUCUCGCCUCACACACCCUCACCACAUACACUCGAAACAUCAACCUGAAGGAAAUAUCUACAAUUGAUGAGAAGUGUGUUUACACGCCAACUGGUGAAGAUGGAGGUCAGCACACCAUGUGUCAGCGAUUUGGCUGGGUUGCUUCUAAAGUGCGGUUUUCUGGCGGCAUGAUUGAAAAAUUUGCCUUCCAUAAGUUCAAGAAGUCCACAGUAAAGUCAGCACUGGGUUUUCAGUUUGUUCUUAACAGACUAUUCACUCCCGACUUUGAGACCGAACACAAAAGUCGCACUGAGAAGUUGAAAGAUUCAGCGAAGAAAGCCAAAGAGUUGGCCAAAAGUAGCGCUGAGAAGGCAAAGUUAAAGGUUCUUCACAAGUCGUCUUGUGAUGGUCAUACGGACAGCAAGUCUUGAGAAGGGAUAACUUUCUCACUCAUUGCAGACAUCGCGAAAUAUCAGCUAGAAAACAUUUUUCAGCACUUUUCCUGGAUUGUCUGUAGUAAAUCUUGGCAAAAAAAUACAGUCCCACUCAUAUAUUACCAGCCUUGGCUUGGUGAGUCAGAUUGGUUCGUGAACGUGUGUCUGUACUUCAAACUCUUAUCUUUGUGGUGCAUUCAUUUAUAUAGUGCUUGUCUUCAUUUGGGACUAAAGUUUUGAAGUUUAUUUUUUCAUUGAAGUGAGAUUCAAUCGAUUUUUUGUCACUAUGUGAUUAUAAAUACUGAACAUCUAUAAAUGAUGACUUUUGCUGUGUUUUAAACUUUGCAUAUGUUAGCAGUAGCUGUGGUAAGGAUGUUUUGAUGAAUUUUGUCCAAACCAACAAGCAUUCAGUUAAACUGAACGAAUGGGAAUGGAAGACGCAAUUUGUCAGAAUUUUUUUAGCAAAGAUCGAUAGGUAUGGAAUAUAAUGGAAGCUGCUCAAUAUCCUACAAAGAUUGAUGAUCAAAUAUAUCAUUCAGAUGACCUGAACAUUCCAGUAUAACUGUAUAAUUAUAUGCAUGUGAGCAUCAUUUUAAAUGUUGGUAUAAAUAGUUCAUUAUUAACCAAUUUUACCAUGUAAAAUCACAACUUUUAAUACUGUUUACCCGUAUGUACACUUAAUCAAGUGAUCAAGUGAUUUGUUUUAAAAGUGUUCAUUAACACCUCUCAUAGCUAUGUAAUGAAAUUAGCUUAGCAGCUGUUGUUUUCCAUAUGCAUUAGAGUUGCAUCAGAUGUAUUACUUUUUGCAGACAAUGUCAUUGAUUCAUCGCACAAAAUAAUGAUAAUGUUGAUAAACUAUAAGAGAUAACUGGUUGCUGCAGCUUGCAUCAUUAUAUCACAUUUAUUUAUAUGUUUUUAUACAUUUUAGAUUGUAUUUUUCAUAUUUCAUAAUUGAAAUGAAAUUUCUAUAAGUUCAAUAAUUGAUAGUAUCUAGUCAGUUGAACAUACAUUGAUCAACAUGGUGUUUGCUAUCUUUUUUCAUGAUUGAAUUUUCUCCCUCCUCCUAUACACUGUAGUUGCCAUGCUGCAAGUGUUAUGAAAGUCUGAACAUAUUUGAUUUCUGUAAUGUAUUUUAGCUAGUUGUUGUAAAUAUUACAGUGUUCAUGUGUGAAACUAAUUAUGAAAUAUAUCAAUGUCCGUAAAACAAGGGUAUGGUCAAGGUCUUCAUUACAUGCUUUUUAAUUUCAUCAUUAUUUCAAGAGUAGUUAUCCUUAUUUAUUAUGGCAGCUUCAGUUGGGGUCAUUUGUCACUUUAUGCGGCAUGUUAUGUUAUAUAUUUCUUUCAGUUUUCUUAUUCUUAAAAUGAUAAAAGUGAUUUCAGACAUGAACAGGGAACAAACAUUUAAAACAUUAUAUAGUUAUAGAAGAUACUGCUCUGUUAGUUAUAUUUUUAUAUACAUGGUGUACUCCAUUUGUUGAAAACUGAUGUAUUUUUUUAUCAUUUUUACUAUUUAUAGAAAUCCAAGAUUACCUUAUGAACAAGUGUUUUGGUCUACGGAAAUUGAUAGAUGAAUACUGAAUAACUUCCGAUAAUUUGCUAUUAUUGUUUCCUAAUCUUCAUUCUUGUGUUUUCAAAGAAUUUUGUAUAAGUAUUGUCAUAUCCUUGGUUAAGUUGUCUUCUUCGGUGUGCAAAAUCUUUAACCUUGGCUUUAAUUUUGGAACUGUGUGAGAUCCAUGGUGUGUAUGAUGCAAGAGGCAAUACAAACUUGUACAUCAAGGCCCAUAACUCUGGUAUAAAUAAUUUAAACGGACCAAUGUUCGAGUACGCUCAUUUGGGUUAUUGUUAACAAUCUGACUAAGCAGCUAACAAUUAUGUAUCUUUUCAUCGGAAAUAAAUGUUUAAAUGUCAA